AUGUUUUUGCUUUUAGGAAGUAAAUACAGUCAUGAAGAGAGAAAGAUUUCAAACUGUGGUAUUUGUUGUGCAUUUUGGAGGAAAUUAUGUGCAUUAUUUAUGAAGAGCAAGUGCUUUUUUCCACCUGAAUGCUUCGCUAAGAAUCUCAUCGUAUGUCUACCGUCUCUCAUACAAGCCCAGACGCAGGAACGCUCGCUCACGAGAAGUUAUGACGAAAAAUUGAUUAACAUUUCUGCAUUGCUGCUUCAAACGUCCAUAAAUAUUCUGACUUUUGUAACUAUAUAUAAUUAUGUAAAUAGGAAAAAAAACUUUUCUGUUUCCUCAUUGUUUUCUUCGGUUGGGCGAAAUUUAGCAAACAUGCCACUUUCAUUUUCACUUCAAAAGCAUGGCCCAGAAUUUGUUCAUUCUCAACUUUAUCUAGCAUUUGAAUCUACUAGGCGAGUUGCGUUUUGCAGUAAUUCUUAUCGUGGAUCACUGGUUAUACCUCUGUGCAAGUUUCAAACAUUGAAAGUUCAAUGGUUCUUGCAAAAAAUUACAUUUAACUCGAUUUUGAUACUUGACCGUUUGGGACUUUUUAUUGUACAAUUGACCAAUCUGUUUACCAUACGGUUUGGCGAAACAGGUUGUCACAAACUGAUAGAAAAUACCCCAGCUACUCGAGACACCAGUUUUAGGAAAGAAAAUUAUGCUGGCACCCAUUUGCGAUGCUGGCAGCAAACAUAUUUAGAAAAUAAUUUAAAAUGUUUUAUGCAGUUGAAAAGCUAUUCAAAUACAUCAUUGAGCAUCACAGGUAUAUUUUGUCCUCAUUUUUUACGAAGGGUUUCUUCUAAGUACUUGAACUAUCCUUCUUAUGCAAACCAAAUUUCUAUGGUUAUUGCUAAUCAUCUUACAAUUUUACUUUUAAUAUUUAACCCUGGAUCAAAAACUUGGAUGGGGGACGAAAUUUUGUACCAUGAUACCUGGAAAAGGAUUCAGUCAAGCCUGUUAAAGAUAUUUAAAAGAUCACCUUUUAUUUCAUUGAAAACAUUUGCACAGAAGACCGUUUCAGAAGACGCAGAAAUGGUGGAGCUUACUUCUCAAACAUUCUAUGCUUCCCAAAAAUCCUGUUUGGAUGCAAUUUUAUCACCUCUUUCAAUAAAAAUUACAAUUAGAAUCUUAGAAGCAAUUUCGUCCCUAAACAUAGCACAGAAGUCGUCACCAGACGAAAAGUUUUAUACACCAAUAAUGUGCUCUAGUUUAUGGGAGAAAUCAUUUGAGUCCUCAGAGCAUACAUUUCUAGCCCAAAGAACAACGUCUUGGACGUUCAUUAACAGUAGAUACACCCCUGUACGGCAAUGUUUUGGGCUGACUACUUUUCCAUUGAGUAACUCAUAUUCAACAAAAACUUUCACAUCUUUGUUAAUAGUAUACGAUUUAAACCAAACACACUUAAAGCUGAAAGGAGUAGCAAAGUCCCUAGUAGCUUUGGGACGACGGUAUGGCCUGUUCACCCUAAGUGCUAUCUUAUUACAGCAGCAAGUCACUCUCGUGAGUGCUUUACUAGGGUGGUGCAUUUAUGUCCUCGACAGAAGAAAUCAUGAAGAUGAAUUUGUCAAUACGAUUUUCUGCAAUCACAAAACGUGGAGGCAAAAGCGUCCACUUGCAACACCUGUCUCAGAUCAGCAAUUUUUUGUGACAUUGAUAACAGAAAUUACGUUCCCAAAUGUUGCUGAAGCUAAUAUAUUUAGUUCUGAUUAUGCAUCAUUUUACAAAUUCUCGGAGGUGUAUUUGUCCGCUCUUCCUGAAUUUUCGACUGGGAUGUCGUCUGUUGGUGUUCCCAUAAAGGUGUUGCAUGAUGCCGAGGGCCAUGUAAUUACACUGGAAACAAUUAAUGGUGAAGUUUUUCGUGGGAAACUUAUUGAAGCUGAGGAUAACAUGAAUGUUCACAUGCAGGAAAUAAUUAUGACUGCAAGGGAUGGUAAAACUUCCAGUCUGCAGCAUGUGUAUAUACGUGGAAGUAAAAUAAGGUAUACCAUUUUAACCGGUAUCAAUUAUCCAGUUGAAAUUUUGCCAAAAACAUGUUUUCACAUAUAUUUGCAGCUUUAUCAUUCUGUAGUAUCGUGGAGGGGAAUUCAAACACACGCUUUAACAAUGGGUAUCAUGCUCCAUGUAUGGAAAGAAAACGGUGUUCAAAUUGUGAUAUUUUUGGAGGGAAUUGCCGAGAUCUGGCGUGCAUGUAAAAUUGAGGGUAAAAACAAGAAGUCACAGGUUUCAUUAAAUGUCAAUUUCCCACGUCUUCAUAGUGACGAUCAUUGUAUAAAAGAACCAUUAAGUGCGCGUAAUUUACAUAACUACACUCGAUAUGUAGGGCGGUGUGAGAUACUCGAUAAUAACAUCAAUUUAAUUGUUCUUAAUAAAUCACAACACAAUUAUUUUCGGUUGUUUGUGAGAGUUCUGCCAAAUCCUACUUCUGACCGCCGUUGUUGUUAUUUUUCAAGUGAUUCAUGUGUUGAUGUAUUGAUUGUGAUGCAUGAUGAAUCGUAUUUUGUUCAAAAAUUGGGAGUUCUUGAUGUUUUAAUAGAAUCGGCAACCAUUUCAAUAUUCCAUAAAUCACUUAUGUGA
Messenger RNA from Echinococcus granulosus, 2601 nucleotides. Its product is annotated as Small nuclear ribonucleoprotein Sm D3. Gene Ontology annotation, molecular function: RNA binding. The transcript is spliced from 22 exons. The coding region runs from base 1 to 2601 and encodes 866 amino acids. NCBI's taxonomy places the organism in Eukaryota, Metazoa, Platyhelminthes, Cestoda, Cyclophyllidea, Taeniidae. Gene Ontology annotation, biological process: RNA processing; spliceosomal snRNP assembly. The record is from RefSeq and is a predicted model, not a curated record. Gene Ontology annotation, cellular component: U2 snRNP; spliceosomal tri-snRNP complex; U12-type spliceosomal complex.